Penaeus indicus is the source of this 2607-nucleotide messenger RNA. RefSeq names its product carbohydrate sulfotransferase 3-like. Gene Ontology annotation, biological process: N-acetylglucosamine metabolic process; sulfur compound metabolic process. The record is from RefSeq and is a predicted model, not a curated record. Gene Ontology annotation, molecular function: N-acetylglucosamine 6-O-sulfotransferase activity. The transcript has 6 exons. NCBI's taxonomy places the organism in Eukaryota, Metazoa, Arthropoda, Malacostraca, Decapoda, Penaeidae. Bases 523 to 1866 code for a protein of 447 amino acids.
GUCGGGUCGCAGCGACUGGCGGUGGUAGUGGGAGCCUGCGUUCAGUUGGAAACGUGGUGAGAUGACACAUGCGCACACACGCUCAACCACGUACAGUCCUACAUGUGUUGAUGUGUGUGCGUGCGCGCUCACCACAAGCAUCCAAAUCAUGGUUACAGGAUUCAUUUGUAAGGAAGGCACAGUCGUCUCCCAAGAGAAGGAGGCCACCGGGUUGCACACCAACAUGGAUGAAAAAGCGACGCAACUAUUUGGAAAAUAAUCAAGCUCUAUGAAUAUCGGAUGGAGACAAAGUAUGACCCGCAUACAAAGAAACAUUCUUAUGACUGAAAAAUAGAUAAAUAACUAAACAACCAAGUAAACAAAUAAACAAGAAAUCUAGAAUGUGCCAAUAAACUUCGUUAGCAACAAAAGUGCAACACGGAGAAGCUACUAAGUCAAGUUCAAAGCAGCAUUGCGAAACUUCCAAAGAAAACGGAGUGAGGCCUUUUUAGUAGAGCGCUUCCACGUGCGAAGCUGACAACAAUGGCAAGCGUAGGCAGACCUCUAUACAAAAAGUACAGCGUCAAGAUACUGUUACUACUCCUAAUCGUAGUGUUAGUCACACACCACUUCAUGGCCGGCGUACUAACACAGACUACACAGCGCCGAGAUGCGAACUGGAAUUCUAACAACAGUCAAAUAUUAAAGAUUAAAGAGGACUGUGAUCAGAAGAAUCCACUGACUUCCGAAAAUCAAAAAGAAAACUCUAUAGUUACAGAGAAGAUACAGAAAACUACAGAUAAUCAAGCAGAGCAGACAGUUCGAACGGCGGAGACAAACACCAUCACAUAUACGAACAGAGCACCGUCGUCUCGAGAUAGAUCCCCGGGAAAUGGGACACAAGACCAAACUAAUACAGACAGCAGAGUUGCAACGGCACGCCCUGCAGCCGCCCCGGAACCGCCGAAGGUCCGCCACCCUCCGAACAUCCUGCUCUUGAGUUCGAUGGGCCGCAGCGGGUCGAGCUUCCUGGGUGGCCUCCUGAACUCCCAGCCCGGCUCCUUCUACAUCUUCGAGCCGCUGCAUAGCCUGGAGGCGUGGCGCAUGCUCUCGGACGCCGUGGCGCGAGGGACCUUCACGCAAAUCGUCAGCUGCAACUUCACCGGCACUCUCCUCAAUGGGUUGGCGUCGGAGCCGGACUUCGCCAUCCGCACUCCUUCCGCUUACUCUUGCAGACACACAAAAAAGGCAAACCAGACUUGCUUCGACGCCAAAAAACUGAAGCAAGCGUGCGACAAACUGCCCAUUAAAAUCAUCAAAACCAUUAGAACGCGAGUGUCGUGGUUGGAGCCUCUCCUGCGGGACCCGAAGGCUAAUCUCGUGGCCAUCCACUUGGUGCGGGAUCCGAGGGCGUCCAUCAUAUCGGCCAUCGAGCGGGACUGGAACGUAAGGCCCGAGAGGAAGUGCAGGGAGUUGGAGGACGACCUGCUCAGCGGACUCCAGCUCGACAAGCUGCUGCCGGGAAGGUACAUGACAGUGCGCUAUGAGGACCUGUGUGAAGACCCCUACAAGAUGGCACGCAUUAUCUUCUCCUUCUUGGGAUAUAAGACACUGCCCCUGUCGACGCUCAGCUUCCUCGAAAAAUCGACGGCGAAGAGCGACGGCCAGACCUACGGUAUCCGACGGGACACGUCGAAGCAGCAGCAGAAGUGGCGGCAGGACAUCACGGCGGAGCAGCUGCGGGGCAUCGAGGAAGCGUGCGCCUCCGCCAUCGCCGCCGUCGGCUUCAACCUGUUCGAGGACAUCGGGCGCGCGAGGAACCUGUCGGUGCCUCUGUACGACCCCGCGAAGGCUGCCAUCUUCUUCCCUUAUUAUGGCGGGCGAUGAGACAAGACAGGAUUAGCUUUGGUUUUGUUUUUCGUGUCACUUUGUUUGACUGAACUUUGCGAGUUGGGGGGGGGGGGUAGAAUGAUACGAAUAUUGUUAUCGUUUUUGUUGGCUUGUUUGAUGAUUCGUUACUAUUAUUAUUACUUUUAUCAUUAGCAUCAUUAUUAUUGAUAUUAAUGUUAUUAUUAUUAUUAUUAUUACUAUUAUUGUUAUUAUUAUUAUUGACAUUAUUAUUAUUAUUAUUAUUAUUAUUAUUAUUAUUAGCAUCAUUAUUAUUAUUAUUAUCAUUUUAUUAUUAUUAUUAUUAUUAUUAGAGAGAGAGAGAUAGAGAAAGAGAGAGAGAGAGAGAGAGAGAGAGAGAGAGAGAGAGAGAGAGAGAGAGAGAGAGAGAGAGAGAGAGAGAGAGAGAGAGAGAGAGAGAGAGAGAGAGAGAGAGAGAGAGAAAGAGAGAGAGACAGAGAGAGACAGAGAAAUGUUAAAGUAUACGACUCACUGGCUGGCCAAGUGAGCAAAACAGAUAAGGAAUACACUUCGAAUAUUGUUGAUUCUCUUUACAAGUAUUAUAUGCUUUAUCGUCCUUCUUUUAGUCAUGAUUACAGCAUAAUCGAUAAUCGUUAUAUUGUCUGACCUACAAGCGAAUUUUGAAUGAUUUUCUGCAAUCAUGCAUUAAGGCCUAAAAUACUGAAUUCCUUAGGGAAGGAAUUAUUUCGGUGUAAAUUUUUUAUUGGAUUAGAAUGAGAA